GUGUCUGUAAGAGUAAAGACUAAAAAUGGAUCAUGGAGUGACUGGUCUAGCAACUUCUCAUUAGAUACUGUUGGGAGUGAAGGGAUUGUCAGCUCCUCUACUGAUAAUAAAGUUUAUCAGAUGGGGUUCACUUGUAAAAUGGCUACUUUCUCAUUCACAAAGGUCAUCACUCUAACUCCAUUCUAUAUGAUACACAACAAAACUGAAGAUACUAUAACCGUAUUGGAGUAUGAUCGGCCAGUGAGUGACACAAUCAAAUUAAAGCCAAAAGAGUUUGUGUCUUUUUGGCCACAAAUCAAUAAUGGUAAAAUAUUAGUUGAUGUUUUUGAUGAGCCAUCACUGACUACUUGGUCAAGCCCUUUUGAUUACAGGAACAAAGGCUCUUAUUUGUUAAGGCUCAACUCAGCUAAGGUAAGAACAAAAGUAAAUGCAUCAGAAAAUGUAAUGGACCCUAUUACAUUUUCUAUACAAGAUUUUUGGCAUAUUGUUUAG
Molecule: messenger RNA, 492 nt
Organism: Amphimedon queenslandica
Lineage: Eukaryota; Metazoa; Porifera; Demospongiae; Haplosclerida; Niphatidae
Product: vacuolar protein sorting-associated protein 13A-like
Exons: 4
Biological process (GO): protein targeting to vacuole; protein retention in Golgi apparatus
Source: RefSeq, a predicted model, not a curated record